Molecule: messenger RNA, 2990 nt
Organism: Lucilia cuprina (Australian sheep blowfly)
Lineage: Eukaryota; Metazoa; Arthropoda; Insecta; Diptera; Calliphoridae
Gene: pain
Product: transient receptor potential cation channel protein painless
Exons: 3
Coding region: 65-2719 (884 amino acids)
Biological process (GO): monoatomic ion transport; transmembrane transport
Cellular component (GO): membrane
Molecular function (GO): monoatomic ion channel activity; protein binding
Source: RefSeq, a predicted model, not a curated record
ACAGACUCAAUUAAGCCGAGCAUUAGCUAAUCGUGAUAUACGAGAUUUUCGGGUGGCUCUAGAUAUGGGAGCAGAACCUACUGUACCUGAUGAUAAGCAUAUUUGUGUAUUCGAGAAGGCCCUUCAAACACAUGGUUGUUCUGAAUUUGUGGAAGAAUGUUUAAAGCGGGACUGUAAUGUUAAUUAUAUUAACCAACACUUCAAUAAAGCUGCCAUUAAUUAUGCUGCCGAUUCAAAAGAUCCUAAGAUCUUGAAUGCUAUUUUGCGUUAUCCGGGUGUAGCAGUUGAUCGCAAAUAUGCCAAUAUGACGCCACUUAAUUCAUUAGCAAAAAAUCUUAACAGUGAGAAUGCCAAUGAUGUGGCCAGUUGUUUACAAAUGUUGUUACACUAUGGAGCUUCCCCUAAUAUACCCGAUCAGCGUGAAAUGACACCUUUGCAUCAAGUAGUGAAAAAUCGUAAAUUGGAUGAUUUAAAGAAAAGAGAAAUUAUACAAAUGUUUUUGCAACAACCCGAUUUGGAUAUCGAUACAUAUCGCGAUGGUGAAUUGAGGACUAUUUUAAAAACAGAUUAUGCUGAAUUCAGUUUACCCGCCAUGCGUGAUGGUAAAACUGUUGAUUUUGAUAUACUUAUGACCCAUAUACGUAAUGGUGAUAUGGAAAAGUUUCAACAGCAAUUUCCGGAAUAUCAAUUAAAUAUAUCAGAUAAAGAUAAUUUGAAAAAUACCACCAAAGAGGAAAAUUUGCCUUUGCUAAUAGAGGCCAUAAAAAGGGGAGCUCAUGAGGCCUUUGAUUUGUUAAUGAAAAAUGAGGUUGACUAUAAUGCCGUUCUAAAUGGUAACACACCCUUGGAAGUGGCUACGGUUUGUGGUAAUUGGUAUGCCUUACAAAAGCUUUUACAACAAAACGAUUUGAAAAUAAGACGCGAGGAUCAGCCCUUAAUAACCGCCAUACGCAAAUUAAAUGAAUUGCCUGUCAAUGACUUCUGUGACUAUAGACGUUGCUUUUAUACUCUCUUGGACUCGGAGAAAAUCGAUGUCAAUGAAAUGGAUAAAAGUAAAUCGACUCCUUUACAUUAUGCGGUUAAGUAUCGUAACAACGAAGCCAUUAGAGAGCUUUUAAAGCGUGGCGCCUAUAUUGGCAUUAAGAGUGAAUUCAAUGAAUUACCCAUAGAUGGCAUGAAUCCUGAGAUUUUGGAGGAACAUUUUGAUAAUUGCAUUACCUCGAAUGGCGUUAAAGUGGGCGACAAUAGUUAUGAAAUCCUAAUCAACUACAUGAAUCUUAUGCCCCAGAAUUCCAGUGUACAAAAGAAAUCAGCCCACCAACUGAGAGAAGAAAUGCCACCCAUAGCAUUCCUAGCUAAAUCAAGAGAUCACCGGCAUUUGUUGCAACAUCCGCUUAUCACCAGUUUUCUGUUUCUCAAAUGGCAUCGUUUGUCAGUAAUAUUUUAUAUAAACUUUAUGUUAUAUCUCUUCUUUGCCGUCUCUAUUAUUACUCACACCAUGUUGAAAUUUCGUGAGAGUGAGCAUGAGUAUGUGGCCGCGCUUUUUGGUAUAUUCUCCUGGAUCGGUAUUUGUUAUAUGAUAUUAAGAGAAUGUCUACAAUUCAUUAUGUCUCCCGUUAACUAUUUCCGUUCGUUAAUAAAUUACAUGGAAAUUGUGUUGAUUAUAUUAUCGAUUAUGACCUGCAGUGAGCCCAGUUAUGAUAAAGAGACUCAACGUAAUAUAGCUGUCUGCACUUUCCUAUUAAUAGCAGUAGAACUUUGCUUUUUAGUCGGCUCUCUACCGGUUUCUUCCAUCUCCACUCAUAUGCUGAUGUUGGAUGCAGUUUUCCGUAGCUUUCUUAAAAGUUUUUUACUAUAUUCGAUUUUUGUCAUCACUUUCACUUUGUGUUUUUAUAUAAUGUUUGGUAAACCGGAAAUUAAUGCUGUCAAGGAGGAAGCAACUCCCUCAUCGACUAAAGAUGGAAAUAAUGAUGAUGAUGGGGAUGAUGGUGAAUUUAGUCAAUUUAAAAGUCCCUUGGGUGCUUUGGCGAAAACCAUUGUUAUGUUGACGGGUGAAUUUGAUGCUGGAGAUUUGAAAUUCGAUACAUUCUGCAGUUACUUGCUCUUCUUACUGUUCGUCUUUACAAUGACAAUUGUGCUGUUUAAUUUACUCAAUGGUUUGGCCGUUAGUGAUACUCAGGCCAUCAAAGGACAAGCUGAACUUAAUGGCAUCAUAGUACGCACGAACUUACUAUCACGUUACGAAGAAGUACUCACCGGUCGUUCAGAACGUGCCAAUUUCAUUGUGAAUCAUGAACCAUUCCGUACCAUUUGCCGACGCAUCAUGAAUCUUUAUCCCAACUAUAUAGCUGGCAAACAAAUUGCCAUACUACCCAAUGAUAACAAUAAAGUACUGAUACCUUUAACGAAUACAUUUGAAAUGAAAGAGAUGUCCGUGCACAAAGAUUCCUUUAUGCCACUGGCAAAUCAUGAUAGCGAAAAACUUAAUAAAAUUUUAGAUCCUCCAGUGAAAUUUCUGCCCUGUUGUUGUUCAUUCAUUACCUCAAAAUGUUCUGAAAUGGAUAGACGUACGGUAAAGAUGGCCAUGGCCGUAAUUGAUAAGAAAUCAUUGUCAAUACAAGAACAAAUACGUGUACAAAGCACCGAGAAACGAUUGCAUAGUAUUGAACAAAAAUUAGAGAAAAUGUUCGAGGUAUUGCAGGACUUGCAGGCGAGAUAGUUGCCAAAAAUGACAAGGACAAGAAAAUUCAAUUUGAAAUAAUUUUUCGUUAUAAUUUUUAACUUAUGUCUUAUAGUUUUGUCUCCAAAUGUAAUUUUUACGAACAUAAAUUGUAUUUACUCAGUAUUUACUGGAACAUAUUUUUAUAUAUAAAUACUUGUUAAACUAUCUAUUUUUAAAAGUCGUACUACUAACUAAGAAAAAUAUUUGUUUAAAUUAAAUUUAAAAUGCUUUUAUAUUUUAAUGAAUAAAUUUACUAAUUUUUAAUGUA